AUGUCAGAUUAUACCAAUUCAGACGAUAAAAAAAAAGUUGAAAUUAUCUCCACCACUUUCAUUGAAAGUGACACUGAUAAUAAGAGUGAAGGCAAAGUUGAAAACACUACUGAGGUCGAUGCUGAGGAUACGGUCAAUGAUGAUUACAUUACCAGUUUUUUUGAAAUGUCAAAUGAAGCUAGAUCUGAAGAUGAAAGAGAUAAAAAGAUGACUUUAAAAGAAGGGUUCAAAAUGUUUCCCAAGGCUGUAAUUUGGUCAACUGUUAUUUCUUGUGCUAUUAUCAUGGAAGCUUAUGAUCAAAACUUAUUGUCUAGUUUUUAUGCUUAUCCUGCUUUUGCUAAAAGAUUUGGUGUUUAUUAUCCUAAAUUAAAUAAAUGGGAAAUUCCAGCUAAAUGGCAAAUGGGGUGGGCUAUGAGCUACCAAACGACUCAACUUAUAGGAUUAUAUUUAUCUUCUCAUUUUGUUGAUAAGAUUGGUUAUAAAAAGACUAUAAUGUUUCCAUUAGUUGCAAGUAUUGCAUUAAUUUUCUUACAAUUUUUUGCACCAACUAAAGAAGUUUUGUUAGUAGCUUAUGUGUUUCUCGGAUUAUUCUGGGGAUGUUUUCAAUCUAUCACUGUUACUUAUGCUGCUGAAGUUGCACCUGUUUCUUUAAGAGGUUAUCAAACAUCACUUGUUAAUGCUUGUAAGUAAGAACAAAAAUAUUUAAAGUCACAAUACUAACGAUUAUAGUUUGGGUAAUUGGAAAAUUGAUUUCUUCAGGUACUGUUAAAGGUAUUUCUAAUAUGGAAAAUCCUAAUGCUUAUAAAAUUGCUUAUGCAAUUCAAUGGAUUUGGCCGGUUCCACUUUUAAUUGGUGUUUAUUUUGCACCUGAAUCACCAUGGCAAUUAGUUAGAAGAGGUAAAGUACAAGCAGCUAAGAAAGCAGUUUGUCGUUUAAUAUCAACACCAAACAAUGAAGUAGUUGCUGAUCAAAUGGUUACUAAAAUGCAAAUGACCCUUGCUGAAGAAUCAAUAACAACAAAAGGAGUUUCAAUCUUAGAUUUAUUUAAAGGAAAUAAUUUGAGAAGAACAUUUAUUGUGCUGAUGCUAUGGAAUUCACAAAGAUUGGCAGGUGGAGCUAUUAGUAAUUAUUCUACAUAUUUUUAUGAACAAGCUGGUUUAUCGGUAUCGAAUGCAUUUACUUUCACAGUCGGAGAACAUUGUUUAAGUUUAUUUGGUAAUAUCAUUGCAUGGAUUGCUAUAAAGAAGUUCGGUUAUUAUACAAUUUAUUUGUUUGGUCUAAUUAUGAUGUUUAUUUGUAUGAUGCUUGCAGGUAUUUUUGGUUCAUAUAAAGGGAAUUCAACUGGUUGGGGUGCUGGAUCUUCCUUGUUAAUUUUUUCAUUCUUUUCUGAUCUUUCAGUUGGUCCGUUGGUAUACAUUUUAGUUUCAGAAAUUCCUUCUGCCAGAUUAAGAAAUAAAACUGUUAUGUUCGGUAGAUUAACUUAUUUGGUAAUUGGUAUAAUUACUAGUAUUAUCACACCUUAUAUGUUGAACCCUGCAAGUUGGGCAUGGGGAGCCAAAACUGGUUAUUGUUUGUUUAAUUCAGUUUUUUCCUUAGCUGUGAAAUUGAUCAUUCAUCUUAUUCCUCAAAAUAAGGUGGCAAUUUCCACAAUUAAGGAUCAAAUUUAUCUGUAUCUUACUAACAAAUUUGCUCUAGUUUAUGGUGGGUUUGGUUUCAUCUUCAUCGUUUGGUCGAUCUUUUGUCUACCUGAAACCAAAGGAUUAACGUUCGCUGAAAUUGACUGGUUAUUCGAAAACAAAAUUCAUGCUAGAAAGUUUAAAUCAACCAAAGUCAACUUAUUUGAUGCUGAAAAAUUAGUUCAAAAACUCGGAAGUGAUGGAGUUAAAGAUGUAGUGAAAGAAAGAGAUUAG
Messenger RNA from Insectozyma verbasci, 1910 nucleotides. NCBI's taxonomy places the organism in Eukaryota, Fungi, Ascomycota, Pichiomycetes, Serinales, Debaryomycetaceae. The record is from the annotation of a GenBank genome assembly.